AUGGAUUUCCCUUUUGGCCAAGAUGAGCAGGGAAAUCCUCUCCCGGAUCCCGAUCCCGCGAAUAUUCUUGGCCCCAAUCCCGACGAAGGAUGGCCUAAGGAUGAACAUCCACAACAAGGGAACCGCCAGGUUGUCGGUGGUUUUCUCGAAGAUCUCCCUGACCUCGAUGAUCUUGACGCUCACCUUAGGGACCCUGGCUCAUUUGCUUUGAGUAUCGACUUCCACGCGAGUUUCGAGGGGAUUUUGCCUCCCCUCGCUUCUCCAAACGGUUCGGCCAACCAGGGCGUGGGCCCGACAGUCCUCCCAGAAACUGAACAGGCCAAGAAUAACAGCAAUGACCUCGCCUAUGGGCCCGGCAAUGGCCACGCCGCCAUGGAGCAAUUUUACACUGAUGACGAGGGCCGGUUAUGGUUUCUUAACAGCCAAGACUACGACAGUAAUGGCCAACUCAUCGCGACUUACAGGUACAUCGACGAUAAUGGGGAUCAGUGGACGCGCCAACAGAUUGUACCCCUGAUACCAUCUGAGCAGACCUUCGGCCAGGAUAACGAUCGCCAUGACGACCCUAUGGUUCAACAAAACCAGGACUUGAUGCACAGUCAAGGCUUCAAUCAAGGCUCUCCAUCCUAUGUUCCAGUCGGGCCUCCAGUCGAAGAUUACUAUGGUGGCCAACAUGGUGGCCCCACCUCGCAGGGACUAUAUGAUAGCCUUGCCCCCAAGGCUUCUCGCUUGACUGCUGAGUCUCCGUCGGGUUCUGCAUAUCGGUCGGUGUAUUCGCCUCGCGUGGGUUCUCAUACUCACGUGAUUUCGGGUCGCGCAGCUUGUACACCUGGACUCAAUUUUACAACCCAUUCACCUUCUGGAUCUCAGUCCACUUCAGCGAAUUCAGAACCCGGAGCAAAUUCCACACCUCAGCCCACCAUGGAUCAAGCAGUGCCUGUUCUGGUCAUGGAUGAGCGAUCUGUGAACCGCCCGCGCGACGCCUUUCCAAUCAUCUUCGACAAGGCAUUGAAGCUCGGUCUGAGAAAGCUCCUCGAUGCCGGCGGCGUGUCGUUCAGGAUUGCGACCAUGUGCUCCGGCACGGAUGGUCCCAUCCUGGCUCUACGCGAGUUCGUUGAAGCGGCCACCGCCUGCGGCUAUCCGGGACUCCUUCAGUGCAAUCAUGUCUUCAGCGUUGAGAUCGAACCGUUCAAGCAAGCCUUCAUUCGUCGCAAUGCAGCUCCUUCAGGCCCGAUCUUUCGCAAUGUCGUCGACGUUGGCAUGCCCGGAGCUACUCAGGCUAUGACGGCUUCCGGAGCCAUGGCCGAUAUCCCUCUGGGAAUCGACAUUCUCAUUGCUGGAAGCUCUUGCGUCGACUUUUCGAGCCUGAACUACGCCAAGAACGACAAGAAGAAGAAUUCUGGUCUCAACAAGCUUUUUGAGCGAUUCAAGGACAGGGGCAUCUCAGCCAUUCAACAGGACGACCCGAUGGCCAGUCAAGUUGUCGAUGGCCUUCAACAAAUCUUCGAGAGCAUCAAAGAUGAGAAGGGAGAGUCAACCAGAACUUUCCUGUCCAUUCUCAUGUACACCCACGCACAUCGGCCCAAAAUCGUCAUCUUGGAGAACGUUACAAGAGCUCCGUGGGACCAAUUCAGGGACUUCUGGCUGCCAAGCAUCGGAUACGUGGCGGGGUAUGUCCAGGUCGACUCCAAGAACUUCUUGGUCCCUCAAACGAGGCAGAGGAAAUAUCUGCUCGGGGUGGAUGCUCGCUACUAUGGAAACAAGGCCGAGGAGAUCGUCAACACAUGGGUCAAACUCAUGGACAUUACGCAGUGGUUCAAGAAUCCGCCUGAUCUCCAGAAGUUCUUGCUUCCCCCGUCUGAUCCGCGUGUGCUUCAGACUCGAUUCCAGUUGGAACGAACGCUGCUCUCGAAGCCGAAGAGGGACGUCGAGGCUGUUCAUUGUGCUGCCGAUCAUAGGUUGGCACGUCGAAAGGAAGAGCUCGGCACGUCGAACCCGUAUACUCGGAUGGAUGACAGAGGCAACGUUCAGCCCCGCGAGGACACCUGGCAGGGCAUCAUCUCAGUCUAUACUUGGCGAAUGCAGGAUCUCCUAGACAUCGAGUACCUGAGAGCACAGAAGAAGGGGUACGACUUCACCCACAAAAUGUUCAUUCUUGACGUCGGACAGAACGUGGAUCGACAGAGCGGAAGGCUGGGGGUAAUUCCGUGUGUUCUUCCCUCAGCUGAUCUCUUCAUCUCGUACGACGGCCGUCCUCUCCUCGGACUCGAGUGUCUCGCUGUGCAGGGCAUUCCCGUUGACCGCAUCUCGCUUUCGGUCGAGGGGGAAAACCAGCUCAAGGACCUUGCCGGAAACGCCAUGACGACCACCGUGGCCGGUGCAGCUAUCCUCUGUGCCCUCAUUGCCGAGUUCAGGUUCAAGACGAAGGCAAGCAACAGGCACUUGCAGGGCCUCGCUCAAGCCACCCCGCUGCUGCCUAGCAGCGUCGUUCAUCAGACCUCGACUGACGAGGCCGGACCUUCCAAUUUGUUGGAUUCUUUCCUUACCCUGGACCCCUCCUCUCUUGGACGCAAAACCCACACAUCUGCCAGCAGAAAAGGAAAAGAAAUCGAUCGAUCAUUUUCUGCCUCGCAAACUACUCCCAACAAGAUGGCUUGGCAGGAGAUCGUCUCCUCCGGCUGGGACGGCAAUAGAUCAGUCGAGUUUUUCUGCACUCUCUGCCUCAAUGGAUGCCGGAAAUGUCGCUGCGACGCCUUCCGCAAGCAUCAACAUACCGGUGUUUAUCUGCGAUGCAAGGACUGCAAUGAGACGCGCUGCCAAAGCUGUGCUGGAAAUCCGGACCACAACUUUGAUAGGGCUAACCCCAUCGACGACGAGGUGUCAAUCGGCAGAAGUUUGGCUCAAGAGCUUGCGAUUGCUGCUUUGCCAGCUCAUCUCUACAUCGAUUGGGCAGGUACCGAUACCGCUCACAGUGUCGAUAUUCUCCACGAACUCGACAAGCAGAUCUUCAGCGAUCACCUCGAGGCUUUACAUCGCGCAAUCCAGACGUGCGCAGGCGGAGUUCAUUACUACCAGACGGACCUCAAGUUCAGAGACGACCUGACUGUGACUUACGAAUCCGAAAAGUCAAUCAUCGUCGUUGUCAUCACCGGAAAGGACGUUACGUGGAGCAUGCAUCUGAGACCCGUCUAUAUCGAAUUCGGGCGCCCAUAG
This is a messenger RNA of Colletotrichum tamarilloi, 3213 nucleotides long. RefSeq lists its product as uncharacterized. Gene Ontology annotation, molecular function: methyltransferase activity. Lineage: Eukaryota; Fungi; Ascomycota; Sordariomycetes; Glomerellales; Glomerellaceae. The transcript is spliced from 2 exons. Bases 1 to 3213 code for a protein of 1070 amino acids. The record is from RefSeq and is a predicted model, not a curated record.